AUGGCUGCUAGAAUCUCUCUGCUAUUAGGAUUCACAGCCUGCUUGCUGUUAGGUUUAUUUACUCCUACGACUAAGCCAGCAUUGGCAGAUGAUGAUAUCCCAGAUGAUGAUUUUAAUCGUCUUUAUUUCCCAGAUGACUUUAUUUUCGGGACAGCCACUUCUGCUUACCAGAUUGAGGGUGAAGCAAACAAAAAGUGCAGAGGACCUUCUAUAUGGGACACAUUCACCCAUGAUUUUUCAGAGAGGAUAGUCAAUGGCAGCAAUGGAAAUGAAGCUGUUAAUUUUUAUAAUGUCUACAAGGAAGAUAUUAAAAGAAUGAAGGAAAUGGGUUUUGGAGCUUUCAGAUUCUCCAUUUCGUGGUCCAGAAUAAUACCCAGUGGGAGAGUACAUGAAGGAGUGAAUGAGCAAGGAAUCGAAUUUUACAACAAUCUUAUAGAUGAAAUUAUAAACAAUGGAAUGGAGCCUUAUGCAACUAUUUUUCACUGGGAUACUCCUCAAGCUCUUGAAGACAAGUAUGGUGGCUUUUUAAGCUCUGAAAUUGUGGAUGAUUUUCAUGAUUUUGCGGAUCUUUGCUUCAAAAACUUUGGUGAUAGAGUGAAGUAUUGGGUUACUAUAAAUGAACCAUGGUCUUUGGCAUCAUUUGCUUAUGACUCAGGCGAUCAUGCUCCUGGCCGAUGCUCAGAUUGGGUGAAUCGAGCAUGCCCAGCUGGAAAUUCGGCCACCGAACCUUACAUUGUUUCCCAUAAUCUGCUUCUUGCUCAUGCAGCUACUGUUGAACUAUAUAGGAAAAAAUAUCAGGCAACACAAUAUGGCAAAAUUGGGAUAACGCUAAAUUCUAUGUGGUUUGAGCCAUACUCGGACAGCGCAAUUGAUAAGGAGGCUGCUAGAACCGCUAUUGAUUUCAUGUUUGGUUGGUUUAUGGAUCCUAUAACCUAUGGUCAAUACCCAAGGAGCAUGCAGACUUUGGUUGGAGAUAGAUUGCCAAAAUUCAUGGGCAAUGAAUCUAAAUUGCUCAAAGGAUCAUAUGAUUUUCUUGGGUUAAAUUACUAUGCUGCAAAUUAUGCAAAAGGAAAUGCUAUUGUUGAUCCACAUUUUCAGAGAUACUCAACUGACCAUCAUGUUGAGCAAACUCCUUUUGAUGAAAAUGGUAAACCCAUUGGUCAAGAGGCUUACUCACGUUGGUUGUACAUUUAUCCGAAAGGUAUUCAAUACCUUUUGAACUACAUCAAACGUGAAUACAAAGAUCCAAUAAUUUAUAUUACUGAGAACGGAGUUGAUGAGUUCAAUAACAAAACGCUAACCCUGGAGCAAGCCCUUGAGGAUCGUGUGAGGAAAGAAUAUUAUCAAACCCAUCUUUGGAAUGUACUCCGAUCAGUCAACGAGUCUAAAGUUAACGUCAAAGGUUACUUUGCUUGGUCAUAUUUGGACAACUUCGAAUGGAACAUCGGCUACACUUCAAGAUUUGGUUUGAUCUAUGUAGAUUAUGAAGAUAACCUAAGAAGACACCUCAAGGAAUCAGCUACUUGGUUCGAGAAAUUCCUCAAAAGGACUAGUAUUGAAGGUGAAGCAAACACAAAGUGCAGAGGACCUUCUACGUGGGACACAUUCACCCAUGAUUUUCCAGAGAGGAUAGUCGAUGGUAGCAAUGGAAAUGAAGCUGUUAAUUUUUAUAAUGUCUACAAGGAAGAUAUUCAAAGAAUGAAGGAAAUGGGUUUUGAAGCUUUCAGAUUCUCAAUUUCGUGGUCUAGAGUAAUACCCAGUGGGAGAGUACGUGAAGGAGUGAAUGAGCACGGAAUCGAAUUUUACAACAAUCUUAUAGACGAAAUUAUACAAAAUGGAAUGGAGCCUUAUGCAACUAUUUUUCACUGGGAUACUCCUCAAGCUCUAGAAGACAAGUAUGGUGGCUUUUUAAGCUCUGAAAUUGUGGAUGAUUUUCGUAAUUUUGCGGAUCUUUGCUUCAAAAAAUUUGGUGGUAGUGACAGAGUGAGGUAUUGGGUUACUGUAAAUGAACCAUGGUCUUUAGCAUCAUUUGGUUAUGACUCAGGCGUUCAUGCCCCUGGCCGAUGCUCAGCUUGGGUGAAUCGAACAUGCCAUGCUGGAAAUUCAUCCAUUGAACCUUAUAUAGUUUCCCAUAAUUUACUACUUGCUCAUGCAGCUACUGUUGAACUAUAUAGGGAAAAGUACCAGGGCAAGAUUGGAAUAACACUAAAUUCUAUGUGGUUUGAGCCAUACUCUAAUAGCAUAAUUGAUAAGGAAGCAGCCAAAACAGCCCUUGAUUUCAUGUUUGGUUGGUUCAUGGAUCCUAUAACCUAUGGUCAAUAUCCAAGGAGCAUGCAGACUUUGGUUGGAGAUAGAUUGCCAAAAUUCAAGCGCAAAGAAUCUAAAUUGCUCAAAGGAUCAUAUGAUUUUCUUGGGUUAAACUACUAUGCUGCAAAUUAUGCAAAAGGAAAUGCUAUUGUUGAUCCACAUUAUCCUAGAUACUCAACCGAUCAUCAUGUUAAUCAAACUCCUUUUGAUCGGAAUGGUGAACCCAUUGGUAAAAAGGCUUAUUCACCUUGGUUUUACAUUUAUCCGGAAGGCAUUCGACAUCUUCUCAACUACAUAAAAAAUGAAUACAAAGAUCCAGAAAUUUAUAUUACUGAGAAUGGGGUUGAUGAGCUCAAUGACAAAACGCUAACCCUGGAGCAAGCCGUUGAGGAUCGUGUGAGGAAAGAAUAUUAUCAAACCCAUCUUUGGAAUGUAUACCGAUCCAUCAACGAGUCUAAAGUUAACGUCAAGGGUUACUUUGCUUGGUCAUAUUUGGACAACUUCGAAUGGAAUAUCGGUUACACUUCAAGAUUUGGUUUGAUCUAUGUAGAUUAUGAAAAAAACCUAGCUAGAGAUCUCAAGCAAUCCGCUAUUUGGUUCGAGGAAUUCCUCCAAAAACAAUGA
This is a messenger RNA of Hevea brasiliensis (rubber tree), 2931 nucleotides long. Its product is annotated as beta-glucosidase 11-like. The record is from RefSeq and is a predicted model, not a curated record. Gene Ontology annotation, biological process: carbohydrate metabolic process. NCBI's taxonomy places the organism in Eukaryota, Viridiplantae, Streptophyta, Magnoliopsida, Malpighiales, Euphorbiaceae. The transcript has 26 exons. Gene Ontology annotation, molecular function: beta-glucosidase activity. Bases 1 to 2931 code for a protein of 976 amino acids.